GGCAACACUCGCGCUAAUGGAAGCGUCACAAAUAAACCUGGAACUGGAAUGUAAACGAAGCGCUUUAUUUUAAAUAAAUAAAUAAAUUGUGUUUAAGCAAAAUGACUGAACAAUUUGAUACACGCAGACGCCUCAUGGCUAUGUUCAGAAAUGAAAUGCGCAUGGAAAAACUGGAGAAUACUAUAGCUAAGAAGAGUACGAAAUUUCACACCAACUCCGCGGCACUUAUGACAACGAUUGACCUCCAGCAACGUAAAUUCGAAAAGCUAAAUGCACUGAUUACCCGACGCUGCGAGGACAUCAACACACGAACCGCAUUCACAAGGGCUGUGCGCGAGAAGUUGGCCGAGGAGAGGCAGAAAAAUGCCGAGAUGCAGGCACAGCUGGAGAAGGCAAAUGAUGAGCGCAUCGAGCAAAUGGACUGCGUGCGGACUUUGAGCGAUGCAAGCAACACGUUCAUCAACCCAAGUGCAUUGCCAGCACGCCUAAAAGGUGUCACUGUUCUGCGGGAAGAAGGCCGCUGGAUAAGCUUAGAUUACGACGGUGACGAUCUCAAAGGAUUAAGCACAUUUUGGGCACAGGCGCACAGCGGAAGUGCCAGCCAGAAAUGGCAGCAGCUAUUGUCAAUGGACAAAGCGAUAAUGCCCACCUUGAAUGACAAAGGAAACGUAAAUGUGUCUGUUUCAUCAAUAAUUGAGAUUGACCUAACCGCCUCGCCAUCCCACAAAUGAUUGCAAACACAAAUAAUUAAUUAUGAUUUGAACAUAAUCAAUCAAUUCGACGUAGUUGCUUAUAUUAUUAGUAUUAAACAAUCAAAUAUAAAUGUAGCAAUAGCUUAUCUCGUAAUUUGCAUUAUUUCUAAGAUUUGCUGUUCUAGUGUCAUUGCAAAACAAUCGAAGAGUGUCUUUGUUAUAAAUAAAUAAAAUGUCGCAUGCCCACUA
Drosophila grimshawi is the source of this 941-nucleotide messenger RNA. It is a transcript of the gene Spc25, whose product is annotated as kinetochore protein Spc25. The transcript has 3 exons. The record is from RefSeq and is a predicted model, not a curated record. NCBI's taxonomy places the organism in Eukaryota, Metazoa, Arthropoda, Insecta, Diptera, Drosophilidae. Bases 102 to 731 code for a protein of 209 amino acids.